AUGACCGCGACACCGCCAGUGCACAAGCGCCUCAUCAUCUGCUGCGACGGGACGUGGAACGACGCCGACAGCGAGGACGCGUCCCCUUCGAACGUGACGCGGAUCUCGCGCCUGUUCUCCCUUGCGUGCGAUGACGGCAGCGUCCAGAUCGUCAACUACCAGAGCGGCGUCGGCACCGGCUCCAAUACGGCGGACACGCUUCUGGGCGGCGCAUUCGGCAUCGGCGUCGCCGAGCGCGUGCGCGAUGCGUACUACUUCCUCGCGCAAAACUACAUGCCCGGGGACGACAUUAUCCUGAUCGGUUUCUCGCGCGGUGCAUUCACGGCGCGCUCCGUCGCGGGGCUCAUAGGCCAGAUCGGCCUCCUCACGCGCGAGGGCAUGGAGGACUUCUACCCCAUCUUCGAGGACAUGGAGAGCUGGAACAAGCCGUCGUACAAGGAUCCGUUCCCCACGCGGCCCUUUCCCGACAAGCCGACUGGACCGCUCGCCGCGCCGCUGUACCGCCAGAAACUCGCCGACCUCGGCAUGACGCGCCCCGACGUGCCCGUGAAGGCGAUCGCGGUGUGGGACACGGUCGGCUCGCUGGGCAUUCCGCAGACGGCGCUGAUGCACAAGCUUCACCUCCAGCCUUCCGCCAAGUGGUACCAAUUCUUCGACACGAGUCUGGCCCCAAGCAUGCUGCAUGCGUUCCAGGCGCUGGCGCUGGACGAGGUACGUCCACCCUUCGCGCCUGCGGUCUGGGAGCUGGGCGACAACAACAAGACGGACUUGCGCCAGUGCUGGUUCCCCGGGGACCACAGCAAUGUCGGCGGCGGGAAGCCCGACCAGGGCAUGGCCGACAUCACGCUCGCGUGGAUGAUGGACCAGCUGGCCAGCGUCGGCGUCGAGUUUGAUCCCGAGGCCGUGGGACACUACAUCGGCCAGAUCGAGGAGUGGUACCGCAAACACCCCUCGGAGAAGCGCUGGGCGAGCCGCGAGAUCUACGAGCAGUUCAAGCCCGUGCGUCCCUGGGCCCUGGGGGCGAUCACGGGCAGCAAGAACUUUGUGUACAAGUUUGCCGGCCAGCUCACACGUACGCCCGGGACGUACCACCAGGUCGACCCCGUCAGCCUCCAGCCCAAGGAGACGUAUCUGAACACGACAAACGAGUCGAUCCAUCCCAGCGUACGCGUAAGGAUUGCCGCCGAGGGCCUUGGUCUCAAUGACAAGGGCACGUACGACGCCCCCGCCCUCCGGCACUGGAGCUACCGCGAUGGAGGGUGGGACUACACCGGGAACGAGAACAUCAAGGUCCGUCGACUGCCGGAGGCCGAGAUUGGACCGUUUGGGCAGCAGCUCCUCCAGGCGCGCAAGUCGGAGCAGCUGUUUGGGCUGCAGCUGAAGCAGUAG
Messenger RNA from Trichosporon asahii var. asahii CBS 2479, 1389 nucleotides. RefSeq lists its product as uncharacterized. NCBI's taxonomy places the organism in Eukaryota, Fungi, Basidiomycota, Tremellomycetes, Trichosporonales, Trichosporonaceae. The transcript has a single exon. The coding region runs from base 1 to 1389 and encodes 462 amino acids. The record is from RefSeq and is a predicted model, not a curated record.